UGACGGCGGCGUCGUUUGACGUUCGGAGGCGUCGGAGGAGGAAGAAGAAGGGACGGUGGCGGCUGCCGCAGCGGCUGCGACGCGGUCCGUGGCGGGCCCCGCGGUCGCGGCUGCAGAGUGAGGCGCGCGGGCGGCGGGGCCGGUGGGCGGGGCGGCGGGCCCAGCGGCCCCUCCCGCGCCGCGCCCGCGCCCGGCGGCCCGAUGUGGCUGCAGCAGCGGCUCAAGGGGCUGCCGGGGCUGCUGUCGAGCAGCUGGGCCCGCCGCCUGCUCUGCCUGCUCGGCCUCCUGCUGCUGCUCCUGUGGUUCGGCGGCUCCGGGGCGCGGCGCGCGGCGGGCGGCCUGCACCUGCUGCCCUGGGCCCGCGGCCCGCCGGGCGCCGCCGCGCCGUCCGCCUGCCUGGAGGCGGCCACCCGCGCCUGGCGCGGCCUGCGGGAGCGCGGCGAGGCGGUGCCGCCGGGCCGCGGGGUGCCGGCCCUGGUGGCCAACGGCUUCCUGGCCCUGGACGUGGCCGCCAACCGGCUGUGGGUGACGCCCGGCGAGCGGGAGCCCGCCGUGGCGCCGGACUUCGUGCCCCUGGUGCAGCUGCGCCCGCUGAACGCGCUCUCCGAAGCCGGGGAGUCGGUGCUGCUGCUGCGUGAGGGGCUGCUGCGCCGGGUGCGCUGCCUGCAGCUGGGGGCCCCGGGGACCGGCGCCGCCGCCGCCGCCGCCCCCGGACCGGCCUCCGCCUCCGGCCUCGUCACGGGAGCCGCCCGCGACUGCGUGCUGCUGCAGGAGGACUUCCUGGCGCACCGGGGCCGGCCCCACGUCUACCUGCAGCGCAUCCAGCUCAGCAACCCCACGGAGCGCGUGGCCACGCUGCAGACGGUGGGGCCCACCGCCAGGCCGCUCCCCAGAGCCUACACCAGCACCCUGGAGAAGGCCGGAGACCAUCAGUUCCUUCUCUAUUCGGGCCUGUCCCCGCCCCUUCCCAAGGGGCAGGUGCACCUCGUGGUGGUGGCCGCCAAGAAGCUAGUGGACCGGCUCCAGGUGGCUCCCAAGACGCAGCUGGAUGAGACGGUGCUGUGGGUGGUGCACAUCUCAGGGCCGCUGAACCCGCAGGCGCUCAAAAGCAAAGCCGCCAAGGAGCUCAAGGUGCUGCAGGACUUGGCCCGGAAGGAGAUGCUGGAGCUCCUGGAGAUGCCCGCCGCCGAGCUGCUCCAGGACCACCAGCGCCUCUGGGCCCAGCUCUUCAGCCCAGGUGUGGAAAUGAAGAAGAUCACGGACGCCCACACCCCGUCUGGCCUGACCGUGAACCUGACCCUGUACUACAUGCUGUCCUGCUCAACAGCCCCCCUGCUCAGCCCCAGCCUGAGCCACAGGGAGCGGGACCAGAUGGAGUCGACGCUCAACUAUGAAGAUCACUGCUUCAGCGGCCACGCCACCAUGCACGCCGAGAACCUCUGGCCCAGCUGGCUGUCCUCCGUCCAGCAGAUCCUGCAGCUCUCCGACCUGUGGAAGCUGACGCUGCAGAAGCGCGGCUGCAAGGGGCUGGUGAAGGUGGGCGCCCCCGGCAUCCUGCAGGGCAUGGUGCUCAGCUUCGGCGGCCUGCAGUUCACCGAGAACCACCUGCAGUUCCAGGCCGACCCGGACGUGCUGCACAACAGCUACGCCCUGCACGGCAUCCGCUACAAGAACAACCACAUCAGCCUGGCCGUGCUCGAGGACCCCAGGGGCGAGCCGUACCUGCACGUGUCUGUGGACACCCACGGCCAGCCCGUCAAGAUCUACGCCUGCGAGGCGGGCUGCCUGGCGGAUCCCAUGGAGCUGACCUCGGACCCCGAGGGCCUCACCUUCCCCGUCAUGGUGACGCAGCCCAUCACGCCUCUGCUCUACGUCUCCACCGACCUCACGCACCUGCAGGACCUGCGGCACACGCUGCACCUCAAGGCCAUCCUGGCCCACGACGAGCACAUGGCCCAGCAGGACCCCGGCCUGCCCUUCCUCUUCUGGUUCAGCGUGGCCUCCCUCAUCACCCUCUUCCACCUCUUCCUCUUCAAGCUCAUCUACAACGAGUACUGUGGGCCUGGGGCCAAGCCCCUCUUCAGGAGUAAGGAAGAUCCCAGUGUCUGAGUGAACCAACAGCCCUGCUUUCAGCCACCCCUGGCACAAGACACCCAGCACUGACACUCCUGCUGCAGCGAACAAGGGAUCCUUUGAAAGCACCCGCCCUUUUGUGCCUUGUUGGGACAGCAGUGAUGCAGAAGCGCGUGUGGAUGUUCAGGAGUUCGCACUGGGGAGCGGGGGAGCGGCCAGUGGGCUUUUGUAAGCUUUCCACUCAAUAAAAUGAACCCACGUGGGAAAUACUUGAAAUCGAACUCACUCCUUCCACUUUCCCCCUUUCCUCUGCCCAGGAACUAGACCCCUUUGGAAAAGACUCGUCUAGGAGAAUUGUGGGCUCUUUCCUAAUUUAAUGUGUUCCUUCUUAACUGGAUUUUUAAUUUAUUGCUGAGAUUUUGCUGAUGGCUUUUCCUUCCACUGUCGACAGUGAUUCCUGGUGGUGGUCUCUGAGCUUGCCGCAGGGCUGGCAUCCGCGUGGUGGCCUGCGUGGAGGGCUCGGCCCCGGGGCCCCCUCGGGUUUGCACAUGUCCCUUUGACGAUCUGUGUUUUGUAUUUCUGGGCUUCGGGGGAAGUGUUUAACUUUCUAGUGAUUGCUAAUUGUUGUUUUUGAAAUACCAAAGCUUUCUUUUGUUCCGUUUUUAAAUAAAUCUCUUUCAAACUUC
This is a messenger RNA of Pipistrellus kuhlii (Kuhl's pipistrelle), 2759 nucleotides long. RefSeq names its product KIAA2013 ortholog. The record is from RefSeq and is a predicted model, not a curated record. The coding region runs from base 202 to 2109 and encodes 635 amino acids. The transcript is spliced from 3 exons. NCBI's taxonomy places the organism in Eukaryota, Metazoa, Chordata, Mammalia, Chiroptera, Vespertilionidae.